AUGGGUGCACCUAAACAGAAAUGGACAGCAGAAGAAGAAGCAGCGCUAAAAGCUGGAGUGAUUAAGCAUGGAGCUGGGAAAUGGCGCACGAUACUUAAAGAUCCGGAAUUUAGUGGUGUCUUGUAUCUUCGUUCAAAUGUGGAUCUUAAGGACAAAUGGAGAAACAUGAGUGUAAUGGUAAAUGGAUAUGGGUCGAGAGAGAAGCCUAAGUUAGCACCUAAAAGGGUGCACCACGCCCAUAGACAGGAUGAGAACCCUUUGGCUGUUGGCACUGUUGUUCAAAGUGAUGAAGAUAUUCCAGAUGCCAAACCUCUUCAGGUUUGCAGUGCUGCAUUGCCGGUUGCUAAUCCGAAGAGAACUACUGUAAGGUUGGAUAAUCUUAUAAUGGAGGCAAUAACUAGCUUGAAGGAGCCUGGAGGUUCUCAUAAAUCAGCAAUUGCUGCAUACAUAGAGGAACAGUAUUGGCCACCAAAUGACUUUAAGAGGAUAUUAUCAGCGAAAUUGAAGUAUUUGGCAGCAAAUGGUAAACUGAUUAAGGUUAAACGGAAAUAUAGAAUUGCUCCCACUUCAGCAUUUGCUGAGAGAAGAAGGGUUUCUCCCUUAUUCUUGGAAGGAAGACACAGGAUCUCUCCCAAGAUUGAAAGGGAUGAUUUCAAUAUGCUUACAAUGUCUCAGGUUGAUUUGGAUCUGGGCAAGAUGAGGACUAUGACUGCAGAACAGGCUGCUGAGGUAGCGGCUCGAGCAGUUGCGGAGGCAGAAGCUGCUAUAGGAGUAGCUGAAGAGGCAGCAAGGGAGGCGGAGACAGCAGAAGCUGAUGCAGAGGCAGCACAAGCAUUUGCAGAAGCAGCUAUGAAGACCCUAAAAGGAAGGACCAACCCCAAGAUGGCUAUUCGAGCUUGA
Messenger RNA from Dovyalis caffra, 900 nucleotides. Lineage: Eukaryota; Viridiplantae; Streptophyta; Magnoliopsida; Malpighiales; Salicaceae. The record is from the annotation of a GenBank genome assembly.